Messenger RNA from Colletotrichum orchidophilum, 903 nucleotides. Its product is annotated as hydrolase. The record is from RefSeq and is a predicted model, not a curated record. Gene Ontology annotation, molecular function: lipase activity. NCBI's taxonomy places the organism in Eukaryota, Fungi, Ascomycota, Sordariomycetes, Glomerellales, Glomerellaceae. Bases 1 to 903 code for a protein of 300 amino acids. Gene Ontology annotation, cellular component: membrane. The transcript has 2 exons.
AUGGCCACUCAAACUGAGGGCACCUUUGAGGUGGAUGGCCAGAAGCUACACAGCACGACGUGGACGCCCGAGGGCCCCAUCAAGGCCAAGCUUGUCUUCGUACACGGCUUCAGUGACCACGUGGGACGAUACCACGAACUAUUCCCCAACCUCGCCGGCCGCGGCAUCCAGGUCUUCAGCUGGGACCAGCGCGGAUGGGGCCGCAGCGCCGCGAAGCCGGCCGAGAGGGGCCUUACAGGCCCAACGUCGCGCGUCCUCGCCGACGUAGCCGCCUUCAUCCGCGACAAGCUCCCGUCCCCGGACGUGCCCGUCUUCGUCAUGGGCCAUUCCAUGGGCGGCGGCCAGGUCCUCGCGUUGGCCAGCAAUCCGCAGUACCACGACCUUGUCGCCCAGGUGCGCGGUUGGCUGCUAGAGAGCCCCUUCAUCGCCUUCACGCCCGGUGAGGAGCCGAGUUUCCUCAAGGUCUUCUUCGGCAAGCUCGCCAGCAAAGUCCUGCCGAAGCAGCAACUCGUCAACGAUAUCCCCGCCGAGAACCUCACCCGCGACCCGGCGGCGCAGCAGAGCAUCCGGGAUGACGACCUCAUGCACAACACGGGCACGCUCGAGGGCCUCGCGGGCAUGCUGGAGAGAACAGACCAGCUGGCGCAGAAUAAGCUGAAGCUGAGCAAGAAUGUUAAGAGCCUAUGGCUGGGGCACGGCACGGAGGAUAAGACGACGUGCUUCAACGCCAGCAAGAAGUGGCUCGGCGCGCAGAGCAUCGACGACGGUCACCACAAGCCGUACGAGGGUGCGUAUCACCAAUUGCAUGCGGACCUGUGCAAGGACGAGUUCUUCAAGGAUGUCGGGAACUGGAUUCUCGAAAGGGCUGGGGAGCCCGCGGCGAAGCCCGAGUCCAAGUUGUAG